Molecule: messenger RNA, 1497 nt
Organism: Heteronotia binoei (common prickly gecko)
Lineage: Eukaryota; Metazoa; Chordata; Lepidosauria; Squamata; Gekkonidae
Product: cytochrome P450 2J2-like
Exons: 9
Coding region: 1-1497 (498 amino acids)
Biological process (GO): arachidonate metabolic process; xenobiotic metabolic process
Cellular component (GO): intracellular membrane-bounded organelle; cytoplasm
Molecular function (GO): iron ion binding; heme binding; oxidoreductase activity, acting on paired donors, with incorporation or reduction of molecular oxygen, reduced flavin or flavoprotein as one donor, and incorporation of one atom of oxygen
Source: RefSeq, a predicted model, not a curated record
AUGUCAGGGGUAGAAUGGGGAAUACGGGUCGUUUUGAUUUCUACAGUGGUGUGCCUCCUGAUUUUGCUCCUUCGGAAACGGGUCUGGAACCGCAAACCCUACCCUCCCGGGCCUCUUCGGCUUCCUUUCAUCGGAAGCCUGUGGCGGAUUGGGUUCAAACUCUCCCCCGAGACUUUCAUCAAGUUGGCUAAGAUCUAUGGAAAAAUUUAUAUUCUGUGGCUGGGUUCCCAAGCGGCUGUGGUGCUUUCUGGAUAUGAAGCAGUGAAAGAAGGGCUGAUAAACCACGCGGAAGAUUUCUCCGACCGACCGGUGUCCAGUGCAACGAAAGCCGUAUUAAAAGAAAAAGGUAUUAUAUUGUCCAACGGCCACACGUGGAAGCAACAAAGGAAGUUUGGGCUGGUCACCAUGCGGAAACUGGGACUGGGGAAGAGAGGCAUGGAGAACCAAAUAGAAGAGGAGGCCUAUCAGCUGGUUGAGACUUUUGCACGUGCAAAAGGGCAGCCCAUGGACCCUUCAUUACCCAUCAGAAAUUCUGUCGCUAAUGUGAUCUGUGCUGUGGCUUUUGGACACCGCUUUUCCAUGGAUGAUGAAGAAUUCCUCAAGUUGAAGGAAGCUGUUGAGUUUAUCUUAGACUACAGCACUAGUUUAAUUAAUAUUUUGUAUGAAAUUUUCCCAUGGCUCGUGAAAAUUAUCCCAGGGCCUCAAAAGAAAGCAACUUACUUCACAGAAGUCGUGCUGGAUUUUGCCAGGAAGGAGAUAGCAAACCACAAGGAGAAUCAGGCUUUGUACGAGCCACAGGAUUUUACAGAUUACUAUCUAUCACAAAUAAAAAGAAGCAAGAACGACCCCGAUUCUACAUUCAACGAAGAGAACUUGGCUCAAUGCAUUUUUGACUUCUUUGUGGCUGGGACAGAUACAACCACCACCACUCUGGAAUGGGCAGUGCUCCUGAUGGCUGUUUACCCAGCUGUCCAAGAAAAAGUCCAGAAGGAGUUAGAAGACGUUUUUGGUUCCUCACAGUCUAUCAGCUAUCAAGAGCGGAAGAAGCUGCCCUAUACCAAUGCCGUGAUCCAUGAGAUUCAGCGUUUCAAAUAUGUCUUUUUAUUUGGGGUCCCCAGACAAAAUGACAAGGAUGUGGAACUGUUUGGAUUUCAUGUUCCCAAGGGGACGUUCAUUAUUGCUGAUCUACGCGCUGUUCUUCUUGAUGUAAAACAAUGGGAGAAACCUCAUGAGUUCAACCCAAGCCAUUUUUUAGACAAGGACGGCAAUUUUGCGGCGAAAGAAGGAUUCCUUCCAUUUGGUGCAGGGACUCGGGUGUGUCUGGGGGAGCAGCUGGCCAGGAUAGAACUCUUCGUCUUUUUCACCAGCCUGAUGAGAGCAUUCACUUUCAAGGCUCCAGAAGGAGUGAAAGACCUCAGCCUAGAGCCGGUUGUAGGGUUCACGGUUCAUCCCCUUCGUCAGAAACUCUGUGCCGUUCCCCGUGCUGGUGCUUCAUGA